AUGGUUACAGCUCAUGCCAUAGGUCACGCUCUCCACGACCGUCGCGCCAGACCCCUUCCGCCGACCCCACCUGCCACUUCGGUCUUCUCGGGAUCGACUGUCUUCGGCUACUCGGCUGCGUUCGGCUGUAAAGCCCGCAACCUCGACGUUCUCAGUCACCCAAAGACAAAAAACAAACCAAAAACCUAUCAAAACCUAAAUGCCUAA
This is a messenger RNA of Acanthoscelides obtectus, 207 nucleotides long. The record is from the annotation of a GenBank genome assembly. NCBI's taxonomy places the organism in Eukaryota, Metazoa, Arthropoda, Insecta, Coleoptera, Chrysomelidae.